AUGACAUCUAAAAGAGCCAAAGAGAGACGCUUCGUAGCGCCUCCGGAAGUGGGCAAUGUUACAGAGGCCGGAACCGAAGCUGAUAUCCUCGACGAUCGUAGGUGGAAGCGCAGGAGAAGAAAUGCCAAUGUCUACGACGCCGUAGCAGGCCGAGUCACCACGACUCUCCCUUUAGAUGAUGGAUCCGAGUCCGAGAUGCCCUCUCAUCAUCCUCGGACUUCGCGAGACCACCGUCGCGAUCCUACUCUCGCGCCGGAAGAAGUCCUAUUCCGCCGCAUCCGUGCACCUGUGCGAUAUGCCGAAAAGGACAUCUAUCACGCUCAUGAGGAAUUGCCGGACGGUGGUAGAGGCACGCUGCCCGAUAGUGAUAUGCUCAAGGCGGUUCAUAGCUACUCUAGCCACUUCUACGCGGCCCUUGCUGCGGCCCGAGGUGAAACUGAUGCCCGAAAUAUCGACGAGCAGAGCAUGGACGAGACAGCGCUCCUAGCUUUUGGCAUAUUACUCGAGGAGGCGAGUCGGAACACUCUCGGUAAGACAGGAGACCUAGUAUUCACUGAGGGUGUGGCAGUAAGGCAAGGCGAAGAACCGGGGGAUAAUGACGACGAUGAUGAUGAAACUGUGGGCUUCAAGGCGUCGAUAACGGGGCGAUGA
Molecule: messenger RNA, 651 nt
Organism: Daldinia vernicosa
Lineage: Eukaryota; Fungi; Ascomycota; Sordariomycetes; Xylariales; Hypoxylaceae
Exons: 2
Coding region: 1-651 (216 amino acids)
Biological process (GO): nucleolar large rRNA transcription by RNA polymerase I
Cellular component (GO): RNA polymerase I upstream activating factor complex
Molecular function (GO): RNA polymerase I cis-regulatory region sequence-specific DNA binding
Source: RefSeq, a predicted model, not a curated record